Molecule: messenger RNA, 2476 nt
Organism: Adelges cooleyi (spruce gall adelgid)
Lineage: Eukaryota; Metazoa; Arthropoda; Insecta; Hemiptera; Adelgidae
Product: sodium-independent sulfate anion transporter-like
Exons: 12
Coding region: 130-2091 (653 amino acids)
Biological process (GO): transmembrane transport
Cellular component (GO): membrane
Molecular function (GO): secondary active sulfate transmembrane transporter activity
Source: RefSeq, a predicted model, not a curated record
UCUCAGUUCAGUGCUAUAUUAUGUAUAUUAUGGUUUAUCAGAUCAACAUAUUAUUUUGAAAAUCGCAUAGUUGUAUAAUAAAUUAACCACGCGAUAAUUACCAUUACUCAUAAACAUAUGAUUAUUUAAAUGGACAACCCAAGUUUUAAAAACGACAACAAUUAUGAAUUGCGUCAGGAAACGACAGAAAACAACGACCGUCUGCGCCAGUUGGAUGACCGCGAGAUUGUUUUAACUAUUGAGAACUUGGAGUUGACUCCACAAAAUCAACGAAACCACUUUCGGAAAAGAAACGUUCAUCAAUGGCCAUCGACAAUAGCGGAUUACUCAGUUGCCAAACUGUACAUUCUACAAUGGUUGCCGGAAUAUUCGUCAACCAAAUUUGUAGGCGAUUUGUUGGCCGGAUUGACCAUAGGCUUAACUGUAAUACCCCAGUCGAUGGCAUUAGCGAGCAUAGCUGGAUUGCCACCACAGUAUGGCCUGUACAGUUCGUUCGUCAGUCCAUUGGUAUAUGCAUUGUUCGGAACCAGUAAAGCGGUGACUAUGGGUCCAUCGGCCAUAGUCGCACUGCUGACUUACAACGCCAUCCGAGACCGCGGUCCGGCUUACGCGACCCUGUUGUGCUUCCUGAGCGGCUCCGUCCAGCUGUUGAUGUCGUUCACCGGCAUGGGAAUGAUUAUGAAAUUCAUAUCGGAACCGGUGUUCAAGGGUUUCACUUCGGCAGUGGGCAUUCUCAUCAUUUGUUCGCAACUAAAAGACCUGACGGGCACCAAGGGCCACGGCGCCACCUUGUAUCAGAUGCUGAGUUCGUUUUCCGGAGACAUCAAGAACCUCAGCUUCGGAGACACAGCGAUAGGAAUAGUGUGCAUUAUAACGUUGCAAAUUUUAAAAUCUCUAAGCAUAAUUCGCGUCGGUUCGAAGAUAAAAGAGUUACAAACUCCUACUCACAAAUUCAUAAACAACAGUCUUUGGAUAGUCGGUGCAUUUAGAAACAUGUUUGUUGUCAUCUUAUGCAGUGCUAUCGGCUAUCAUUAUGUAAAACAUUCAAACCACGACAUCACGUCCAGCGUUAAACCUCCUAUUCCGUUUAAAGUCAUCGAUAAAAUACCGGUCGGACUACCGCAGUUGAGUUGGCCGGAAUUUAACAGAAACGUGGACGGUAGAGUAGAAGGUCUCUACGAAAUGAUCUCUAACAUGGGCCUCAGUGUAAUCGUGGUACCACUCAUCUCGUUGCUGGAAAACAUUUCGCUUUGCAGGAGAUUCGCCGAUGGUAAACUAGUAGACACGAACCAAGAACUCCUGGCAUUGGGUCUGUCAAAUUUGGGCACUUCAUUCGUACACGGUUUUCCCGUGACCGGGGCUUUGGCCAGAGGUUCCCUGAACUAUGCCAGCGGCGUUCAAACACCACUCGGAGGGCUGUACACGGGUUUAUCUGUGAUGGCGGGCUUGAUAUUUUUGACGCCAUACUUUUAUUAUAUACCCAAGGCUUCGCUGGCGUCCGUCAUAAUUGCCACAUCAUUUUGCAUGAUCGACGUCGAAUCCGUCAAGCGGAUUUACAAGUCUAAAAAAAAAGAUCUGCUCCUCGGGCUGUUUACGUUCUUCGCCUGUCUGGUGUUUCCGUUGGAAAUGGGAGUGGUAGCCGGUAUUGUCUUCGACAUCGGCUUCAUACUGCACAGCGCUGCUAAACCCAAGAUAACAGUCCAAAUGCAAAAGAGCCCCGACGACGUUAAGUACUUGCUUAUGACUCCGGACAGAUAUUUGAUUUUCCCUUCUAUCGAGUACGUGAGCAAGUUGAUAGCUAGCCAUAACUGCACCGAAAAGAUUCCAGUGGUGAUUGACGGAACAAAAAUAUUCGAAGCGGACUUCACGACGGCCAACGCGUUUUCAAUACUCUCCAAGGACCUGGGUAGAAACGGACAGAAAAUGUACAUGUACAAUCUCAAGUCUAGCGUGAUCAACGUGUUUAAAGGCAUUAAAAACAACAGUAUUUCCAUAUGCUCGGAUAAAAAAGAAAUAGAAGAACAACUAAAAAAUCAAAUGAUUGCACUGCAAACCGCAGGAAAAGUGGUGACAAGAUCAAACUUGAUAUGAUUAGGCACUAUUUUUUAAUAAACUGCUUAUAGUUAACUUUAUUAAACUUGACAACUAUAUAAUGGUAAUUGAACAAUAUGGGCUUCUAUAUUGAAAACUGUAUAAACAUAUAAAGUAAUAAUAUGGUCCAAGAGAAAAAACGUUAGAUAUUAUAAAGUGAAAUCCAUACAACAAAAUAACGGGGAAAGAACAGAAGAUUAGGUUCUCGCGAAGAGUAAUAAUAUAAGUAUGUCUUUUAUUUUAUAUAAUAUAUUAUUAUAAUGUAAAUGCUAAAGCUAUAUAACAAUCAUGUGAAAAUCAACACACACCCCUUUAUUAGACGAUUACAAAUGUAUUAGGUAUUUUUUUUAUAUGUAUUAAAAUGUGUAGAAAAUAUUGUUAUAUU